Molecule: messenger RNA, 1669 nt
Organism: Hyalella azteca
Lineage: Eukaryota; Metazoa; Arthropoda; Malacostraca; Amphipoda; Hyalellidae
Exons: 5
Coding region: 4-774 (256 amino acids)
Source: RefSeq, a predicted model, not a curated record
GAUAUGACUGCCUUCGCGUUCAGUGGAAUCUGCACAGCUUACCAAUUCAACAGGCAACAUUGCUCCUGUCUUGGUGGCGAGAAAGUCAUUUACGUGGCGAAUUCCAGCAUUUCCUACGGACCACCUGCUACUGUGGUGCCUUUCAGAACCGCUCCAUACAUCAACACCACUGUCGAAAAUAUCGAAUUCAAGCAGUACCAGCUCGUGAAUUUCUUCUCAGAUGUCUUUUCAACAGUUAUGAAAUCAUUUGACGGAGAAUUGCUCUCUGAUUACCGGUACAAUUACGUCUUCCCUCGAGUAGAUGGCGGUUACAACGCUGCUCAUUUCGUCUACUUGGACGUGGCCUUUUGCGUCACCGACAGCCCAUGCGGGAUGCCCGUCCUCGUCAACACAACUAGUCCGACAUACUACAUACUAAAUGAAUGCGGCAACACCAUCCAACUCUCGCCUCUAAAUGACGGACUUCUAUACUCGUACUCACAUCCCGGGUUUGGAUGCAAGGCGUUCCCCGACGGCCCGACCUACAACUGCAGCGUCACCUUCACGACAGCUAAUACAAGGUCCUUUUUCUAUUAUGGUUAUUUUUCUGGCGCUGACGGGUCCUGCGACGGCUACACGUUGGGCCUUGAAGCAACUUGGGCCGACACUUCAAAAAACGUUGAUUUGUGCUCCACUGCCAAAUUGAGCGAGCCCUUCAAUUCUGUAACCAUCACUCUCCGAGGCACUGCAGCAGCGAAGACGUUCAAAGCGGGGUUCUCCAUUUAUAUGUAUUAAGUUCUGAGACUGUCAGCCUAGUGGCUAACCACUGCAAAAGCGGUCCUUGAUGGGAGGUUAUCUAGGCAUGUGCGUGAGAAUUAGAAUUUUCUACUGACGACAUUUUGUUCCUCAGUAGUGAUUAGUUUAGAGAAUCGGAGUUUUCUGCUGUCUCUGGCAAUGAUUGCCAAUAAUCUCGAGCAGCGGUUUGCUAUUAGGUUUUGCCUCAGAUUUUGGCACUAUGCAACAUUGGCGAAACUUCGGGAUGCCUUUUACAGUGCAAAGCAUGUUCUUUUUUCACGUUUAUCGGUUACAGGCAAACAACUGUUAAAAAAGCAUUAAAAGUCAGGUUGAAGACAAUGCUGAGCUGUUCAUAACUCUGGGAUGCAGGCAACGUCAAGAGGCAGUAAUUGUCUGUAACAUACAUUCUUUGAAUAACCUUUUAUAACCUAUAAAUGCCGCAAGUGGUGUAGCAAGAACGAGUUAUUAUUGUGCUGAGCACCCUGAAGGCUCCUCACCCGCAAAGCCAUGAGCGUUCUUGCGAGUUCAUCAAUGCAUGUUUUGUAUUAAUGAGCUGGAAUAAGUAGCGUUGCAAAUAAUUUACCAAUUUUGCAAGUUUCGUUAACCCCAUAAGUGAAAAAAUUGCAAUGUUUUUUGGAUCGCGUCAUCCCGAUGGCCAAAUUGAUCUUAAUUUUACCGGCACUCGUAGUAAGCUCUCAGCUUGUUGAUAUUCAGUGGAGUGCGGGAAAUCACGAGUUUGGUUGUGUGUUUGUGUAAUGAUCCAUGUGUUGGAGGCGUGUAAUCAAGUUUUAAUGGGUUUAAAGGAUUUUAGGGGUUUAAUUUAUAUCGUGUUCUAAAAUAUGCUCUUACUUUAGCUGUGUGAAGUGGUGAUGCCACGCACGGGUGCUCUUACUUU